AUGGGUACCCCCUGCUGGGUGGGUACAGGGGCCGCUGGGAGCGAUGGAGCAGGGUGGGCACUGCGGUCACUGGGAGCGGUGGGAACACACUGGGCACACUGGGAUAGGGCGGCGGCCGAGNAGCUGGCCCACGGCAGCCCCACGGCCCGCAUCGAGGGCUUCACCAACGUCAAGGAGCUCUACGCCAAAAUCGCCGAGGUCUUCGACAUCUCGCCCACCGAGAUCCUCUUCUGCACGCUCAACACGCACAAAGUGGACAUGCAGAAGCUGCUGGGGGGACAGAUUGGCCUGGAGGAUUUCAUCUUUGCCCAUGUCCGGGGCGAGACCAAGGAGGUGGAGGUGACCAAGACAGAGGACGCGCUGGGCCUCACCAUCACAGACAACGGGGCCGGCUACGCCUUCAUCAAGAGGAUCAAGGAGGGGAGCAUCAUCAACCGGCUGCAGACAGUGUGUGUGGGGGACAGCAUCGAGGCCAUCAACGACCACACCAUCGUGGGCUGCCGGCACUACGAGGUGGCCCGGAUGCUGCGGGAGCUGCCGCGGGCCCAGCCCUUCACCCUCCGCCUGGUCCAGCCGAAAAAGGCCUUCGGUGAGUAGGGGAGGUUCCCCUGCUCUUGCCCUGGGGACCUUGGGAUCGUCCUCAGGCCCCUGUGGCCCUGGAGCCCCUCCCCAGGGACCGAGU
Messenger RNA from Zonotrichia albicollis (white-throated sparrow), 682 nucleotides. The record is from RefSeq and is a predicted model, not a curated record. Lineage: Eukaryota; Metazoa; Chordata; Aves; Passeriformes; Passerellidae.